Messenger RNA from Zootoca vivipara (common lizard), 2350 nucleotides. RefSeq names its product ubiquitin C (gene UBC). The record is from RefSeq and is a predicted model, not a curated record. Gene Ontology annotation, molecular function: protein binding. Lineage: Eukaryota; Metazoa; Chordata; Lepidosauria; Squamata; Lacertidae.
UAAAUACCAGCGGGCGGAAGCGAAACGGGCAUAUUCGCCGCUGUCUUUGACGAAAGGAGAGGCUGGUGAGAUUUUUCUCAACGGGAGCGACGGUCGGGCUUCAUUUUUCCUUGUUGAAGCGGUCGUAGCACAUUGAUAAAAAAUGCAGAUCUUUGUCAAGACUCUGACUGGCAAGACCAUCACUCUGGAAGUGGAACCUAGUGACACCAUUGAGAAUGUGAAAGCUAAGAUCCAGGACAAAGAAGGCAUUCCCCCUGACCAGCAGAGGCUGAUCUUUGCCGGAAAGCAGCUGGAAGAUGGCCGCACGCUCUCCGACUACAACAUCCAGAAAGAAUCCACCCUCCAUCUUGUGUUGCGUCUGAGGGGAGGUAUGCAGAUCUUUGUCAAGACACUGACUGGCAAGACCAUCACCCUGGAAGUGGAACCCAGCGACACCAUUGAGAAUGUGAAAGCUAAGAUCCAGGACAAGGAAGGCAUUCCCCCUGACCAGCAAAGGCUGAUCUUUGCCGGAAAGCAGCUGGAAGAUGGCCGCACGCUCUCCGACUACAACAUCCAGAAAGAAUCCACCCUCCAUCUUGUGCUGCGUCUGAGGGGAGGUAUGCAGAUCUUUGUCAAGACACUGACUGGCAAGACCAUCACCCUGGAAGUGGAACCCAGCGACACCAUUGAGAACGUGAAAGCUAAGAUCCAGGACAAAGAAGGCAUUCCCCCUGACCAGCAGAGGCUGAUCUUUGCCGGAAAGCAGCUGGAAGAUGGCCGCACGCUCUCCGACUACAACAUCCAGAAAGAAUCCACCCUCCAUCUUGUGCUGCGUCUGAGGGGAGGUAUGCAGAUCUUUGUCAAGACACUGACUGGCAAGACCAUCACCCUGGAAGUGGAACCCAGCGACACCAUUGAGAACGUGAAAGCUAAGAUCCAGGACAAGGAAGGCAUUCCCCCUGACCAGCAGAGGCUGAUCUUUGCCGGAAAGCAGCUGGAAGAUGGCCGCACGCUCUCAGACUACAACAUCCAGAAAGAAUCCACCCUCCAUCUUGUGCUGCGUCUGAGGGGAGGUAUGCAGAUCUUUGUCAAGACACUGACUGGCAAGACCAUCACCCUGGAAGUGGAACCCAGCGACACCAUUGAGAACGUGAAAGCUAAGAUCCAGGACAAGGAAGGCAUUCCCCCUGACCAGCAGAGGCUGAUCUUUGCCGGAAAGCAGCUGGAAGAUGGCCGCACGCUCUCAGACUACAACAUCCAGAAAGAAUCCACCCUCCAUCUUGUGCUGCGUCUGAGGGGAGGUAUGCAGAUCUUUGUCAAGACACUGACUGGCAAGACCAUCACCCUGGAAGUGGAACCCAGCGACACCAUUGAGAACGUGAAAGCUAAGAUCCAGGACAAGGAAGGCAUUCCCCCUGACCAGCAGAGGCUGAUCUUUGCCGGAAAGCAGCUGGAAGAUGGCCGCACGCUCUCCGACUACAACAUCCAGAAAGAAUCCACCCUCCAUCUUGUGCUGCGUCUGAGGGGAGGUAUGCAGAUCUUUGUCAAGACACUGACUGGCAAGACCAUCACCCUGGAAGUGGAACCCAGCGACACCAUUGAGAACGUGAAAGCUAAGAUCCAGGACAAAGAAGGCAUUCCCCCUGACCAGCAGAGGCUGAUCUUUGCCGGAAAGCAGCUGGAAGAUGGCCGCACGCUCUCCGACUACAACAUCCAGAAAGAAUCCACCCUCCAUCUUGUGCUGCGUCUGAGGGGAGGUAUGCAGAUCUUUGUCAAGACACUGACUGGCAAGACCAUCACCCUGGAAGUGGAACCCAGCGACACCAUUGAGAACGUGAAAGCUAAGAUCCAGGACAAAGAAGGCAUUCCCCCUGACCAGCAGAGGCUGAUCUUUGCCGGAAAGCAGCUGGAAGAUGGCCGCACGCUCUCCGACUACAACAUCCAGAAAGAAUCCACCCUCCAUCUUGUGCUGCGUCUGAGGGGAGGUAUGCAGAUCUUUGUCAAGACACUGACUGGCAAGACCAUCACCCUGGAAGUGGAACCCAGCGACACCAUUGAGAACGUGAAAGCUAAGAUCCAGGACAAAGAAGGCAUUCCCCCUGACCAGCAGAGGCUGAUCUUUGCCGGAAAGCAGCUGGAAGAUGGCCGCACGCUCUCCGACUACAACAUCCAGAAAGAAUCCACCCUCCAUCUUGUGCUGCGUCUGAGAGGUGGCUUUUAGGUGUUAACCGAACUCUUUAUUUGCAAGUUGCCAAUAGCAUUUGUUUGCACUGUAGCUGUUUAAUGUCUUAAUAUUGUAAGGUAAAUAAAAGUUUAAGUAACUGCUGGACUGUUGGUGUAGAUGCUAAAUAAAAGUUUUUGUUGCACAUUA